Messenger RNA from Penicillium macrosclerotiorum, 264 nucleotides. RefSeq lists its product as uncharacterized. NCBI's taxonomy places the organism in Eukaryota, Fungi, Ascomycota, Eurotiomycetes, Eurotiales, Aspergillaceae. Bases 1 to 264 code for a protein of 87 amino acids. The transcript has a single exon. The record is from RefSeq and is a predicted model, not a curated record.
AUGCCGAUCAACUCACAAGACACCGGUGUGACAGGCGCUGCCAAAUUCGUCACAUCUACACUGGGCAAUACAGUCGGGGGCGUCACUCGUACGGUCGGGGGCGUCACUGGAGCCGCAACCCGUGGCGUGGGGGACACUCUCACCGGCGCUACUGGAAGUGCUGGAAAACCUGUUGGCGAUGCUAUUGGUAGCGCUGGGACAGGCGUUGAGGAUGGCGCAAACCGGAUUGCAAGAGGUGUGGAGGAUGCUGGACAAUGGAGAUAA